Trichoderma reesei QM6a is the source of this 1710-nucleotide messenger RNA. RefSeq lists its product as uncharacterized. Lineage: Eukaryota; Fungi; Ascomycota; Sordariomycetes; Hypocreales; Hypocreaceae. Bases 1 to 1710 code for a protein of 569 amino acids. Gene Ontology annotation, molecular function: protein kinase activity; ATP binding. The record is from RefSeq and is a predicted model, not a curated record. Gene Ontology annotation, biological process: protein phosphorylation. The transcript has 3 exons.
AUGGCCGAAGUCCUCGGCACCGCCAUUGGAGUCGUCGGCUUCAUCGGCCAGCUCUUUGACGGCUGCGUCAAGGCCUACGGCUACUUCACCACGGCCGCCAACCUCGACGCCGACAGCCAGCGCAUGCUGUGCAAGGUGCGCAUCGAGGAGAUGCGCCUCGUCGUCUGGGGCCGCGAAUGGGGCGUCGCCGAGGGCAAGUUCGACGAGCACCUGAGCGAGCGCAGCAACCCGCAGCUGCGGCUGCUGGCGACGCAGAUCCUCGAGCAGCUGCACAGCACCGUCACGGACUUUAAGAAGCUGCAGGACCGCUAUGGGCUGGUGGAUGAGGCGCUGGGGAAGAAUGGCAGGGAUGAGGUGUCGCCGUCGAGGAAGGGGUCGCGGGAUGAGGGGAGGAAGAUGAAUGGCUUGAAGAUGACGAGCACGAGCUCAACGACGAGUGAGAGGAGCUGGAGGAAGGAAUUGGGUCUGAGAACCAAAUGGGUGAUAGGAGACAAGGACAAGUUCUCCAACCUCCUCAGAGAUCUCAAAGACUUCAACGACGGCCUUGAAGCCCUCUUCCCGCCCUCCCAAGUCCCCUCCUUCCAGCGCGCAUGGACGCACCACCUCCUCGACCGCGCCCAGCGCGACCUCGCCGAGCUCUCGCUGCUGGAAAACGCCUCGUCGGGCAUCUACCCGCAGCUGACCAACUCGGCCACGCUCAAGAAGCUGCGCAUCAACCUCGACAGCAAGCCCCAGGCCUCCUUCAAGCCCACCUUUGCCCUCCGCAUCGGCCUCUCCUCGCUCGAGAUCCCCCUCGACGAGGACAAUGCCUCCUCCUCCUCCUCCUCCGCUUCCUCCUCCUCCCGGCGCCGGUGCCAAGCGCACCACGUCACCGCCGGCAACGUCCUCAUCGAGUGGAUCGACUACGACCGCGACGAAGUCGACGAGCGCGUCGCCCACGUCCGCCGCCUCGACGACCUCGCCCGCAUGAUGCACUCGGCUUCCGAGUCCCACCCGGACCUCCACAGCAUCGACUGCGUCGGCUACACCGACGACACGCGCCGCUCCCGCUACGGCCUCGUCUACAAGGCGCCCUCGUCGUCGCACUCCGCCCUCGACGCCCUCAUCGCCAGCCCGGACCUCAAGACGCCCGACCUCGACGCCCGCGUCCGCCUCGCCCAGAGCCUCGCCGUCGCCCUCUGGUCCCUCCACUCCCUCGACUGGCUGCACAAGUCCCUCUGCUCCUCCAACAUCCUCUUCUUCCCCUCCGCCUUCUCCGCCUCGGGCCUCUCCCCGACCGCCUCCGCCGCCCUCGUCCCGGACAUCUCGAGCCCUUACCUCGCCGGCUUCGCCGCCUCCCGCCCGGAGCUCGACGUCGCCCUCUCCGUCGCCCCGCGCAACCCUUCCAUCGAGGAGCUGCACCGCCACCCGGCCUCCCUGCGCGGCCGCGCCCACGUCAAGCCCUUUGACAUUUACAGCUUCGGCCUCGUCCUCCUCGAGAUUGGCCUCUGGAAGGUCCUGCAGACGUAUUACAAGGGCCAUUACUCCGCCGAGCGCUGGCGCGACAAGGUCGUCCUCGCCGUCCUCGUCCCGGGCUUGGGCAGUAAGGUCGGCAAGCGCUACAGGGAGGUGGUCGACAUGUGCUUGCGCGUGGAUGAGGACAUGUCGAGUAGCGAGGCCGGGGAGUUGAUGGAGGAGGUUGUGAAUAAGCUGGAGAGCAUACGAGUGUGA